AUGACUGGGAUUCUAACCCGUUACCAAAGCUUUAAGAAGAGGGGGCUAUUAACCCUUGGAAUUGUCCAAGAGAAACUUCCUUCAGAACACAGGGAUGUCUAUAAUGCUGAUGAGCUGACAGGAAUUAUCCAUCGGCAACUUAAAGAGGAAAACAUGAACAUGCUAGAUGCUACUGCUCUCGAUCAGCUGGAACAUGAUUUGGAUACCGCUCUCCAACAUAUCAAAAUGAGAAAGACACAGCUAAAAAUGGAAAUGGUGAAGGCCCUGCAAGAUAAGAAUAUGCAGCUAAAGAACGAGAACGAUUCAAUGAUACAGGCGAUAAAUGCAGCAAGGAUAAAUGAUAAAAGUGACGACUCUAGUGACGCUGAACAGCCACAACUUCCAGUGAGGGUCAUCUGGUGAUGGAUAAUAUAUAUGAAACGCAUAAUUACCCCCUAACAUAUAUAUAUGUGUCAUAUAUGUACAAGUGUUGCACUUGUUUUUAAGAUGUAAAUUGUAUGUAGUGUGAAUCCAUGUCUCAACUGGAGAUGUUGGUCAGAAGGUCUGA
Molecule: messenger RNA, 547 nt
Organism: Erigeron canadensis
Lineage: Eukaryota; Viridiplantae; Streptophyta; Magnoliopsida; Asterales; Asteraceae
Product: MADS-box transcription factor 18-like
Exons: 6
Coding region: 1-402 (133 amino acids)
Biological process (GO): regulation of DNA-templated transcription
Cellular component (GO): nucleus
Molecular function (GO): DNA-binding transcription factor activity
Source: RefSeq, a predicted model, not a curated record